Molecule: messenger RNA, 2415 nt
Organism: Callorhinchus milii (elephant shark)
Lineage: Eukaryota; Metazoa; Chordata; Chondrichthyes; Chimaeriformes; Callorhinchidae
Gene: slc38a3b
Product: solute carrier family 38 member 3b
Exons: 15
Coding region: 84-1610 (508 amino acids)
Biological process (GO): L-glutamine transport; histidine transport; asparagine transport
Molecular function (GO): L-histidine transmembrane transporter activity; L-asparagine transmembrane transporter activity; L-glutamine transmembrane transporter activity
Source: RefSeq, a predicted model, not a curated record
UGAUUUGCAGCCGUGUUGAGGACACAGAGCAGACUCCCUCCACCCUACCCCUCCUCAUUUCAUCGCUAUACGAGGUGACUGGAAUGGAGUGCGUGCAGGGAGACAAGGAGCCGGAUGCGGUGGAGAUGAUCCCAAACGGGAAUCAUAUGGAAGAUUUGACCGUUCCCAUAAAAGUGCCCACGGAGCAGGAAAGGUACGAGGAAACCGAGGGCAACACAGCGGAGUGUGAUGAGUUUCUGCCUCACCCAGAGACCGGCAAGAAAUCAACGCGAUUCAUGGAUUUUGAAGGGAAGACUUCAUUCGGGAUGUCAGUGUUUAACCUGAGCAAUGCCAUCAUGGGCAGCGGCAUCCUGGGUCUCGCUUAUGCCAUGGCGAACACUGGCAUUAUUCUCUUCCUGUUUUUGCUGACAGCUGUCGCACUCCUCUCCACCUAUUCCAUUCACCUCCUGCUGAAGGCGUCCGGCGUGGUCGGAAUCCGUGCGUAUGAACAACUUGGUUACAGAGCAUUUGGAACUCCUGGGAAGUUAGCGGCUGCUUUAGCAAUCACCCUGCAGAACAUCGGAGCUAUGUCCAGUUACCUGUAUAUUGUGAAGUACGAGCUUCCCCUGGUUAUCCAGGCGUUCUUGAACAUCCCGGAGAAAAGCGGCGAGUGGUACCUGAACGGGAACUACCUGGUGAUCAUGGCGACGGUGGUGGUGGUAUUGCCGUUGGCUCUGAUGAAGCAGCUGGGCUAUCUGGGCUACACCAGUGGCUUCUCCCUCACCUGCAUGGUUUUCUUCCUCAUCGUGGUGAUCUAUAAGAAGUUCGAAGUGCCCUGCAUGUUACCGUCCACCGGGAAUAGUUCGCUUCCAGGAGAGGCUGAACAAGAAUACACUCCCAGCUACGAGGAGUACACGCAUGAGGUGCUCCCAGACCAGUGUGUGCCUCACCUGUUCACAGUCAACUCCCAGACCGCCUACACUAUUCCCAUCAUGGCUUUCUCUUUUGUCUGUCACCCGGAGGUUCUGCCAAUCUACACCGAGCUGAAAAAUCCAUCCAAGAAAUCCAUGCAACACGUCUCCAACAUCUCCAUCCUCUUCAUGUACAUCAUGUACUUCUUCGCAGCACUCUUCGGUUACUUGACGUUUUACGAAAACGUGGAGCCGGAACUUCUGCACACUUACAACAGGAUCGACCCCUUCAACACGCUGGUGCUGUGUGUGCGUGUGGCGGUGCUCAUCGCUGUGGCGCUCACUGUGCCCAUUGUACUCUUCCCGGUGCGCCGUGCUAUCCAGCAGAUGUUGUUCCCCAACAAGACCUUCAGUUGGCUGAGACACAUCGUCAUUGCCUCAAUCCUUCUUGCCAUCAUUAACCUGCUCGUCAUCUUUGCUCCCAACAUCCUCGAUAUCUUUGGCAUAAUCGGUGCCACCUCUGCUCCGUGUCUGAUCUUCAUUUUCCCGGCCGUCUUUUACAUCCGCAUCGUGCCCCGGGAAGAGGAGCCCAUGAGAUCAAUUCCCAAAAUCCUGGCCGCCUGUUUUGCUGCUCUGGGGGUUGCCUUUAUGCUCAUGAGCCUGAGUUUUAUCAUCAUUGACUGGUCCUCGGGAGGCGGACGAGCAACCGGAGGCCAUUAGAGACCGAGUUCACCACUGAGCUUGCCCCGCCCCAGCCCAACCCCAACACAACACACACACGAUCAGCGCUCAACAUUGCUACCCUGGCCUCUCAUACGCACACACCACAUACACACACCCACACAUUCAAAUCCAUCCUCAUACAUCCACAAGGAUAUACACAAACAAGCACUCACCCACACAUAUACCCACACACACACUAGUACUGUACAAAUAGAGAGUUUGCACACAUGUCCUGUUUAUAUAAUGUAACUAUAUAGAGUGAUAAAUGGAUGCAGGUAACUUUGCAUUGGAUUUUAUAAAACUGCAACAUUUCUAAGUUAUUUUUAUAGUGCUGCCCAGUGGUGGUGUUUCAUUGUUAGAGUGUGUGCACUAACUGGUAGAGGUUAGGGCGGGGCCGGGGGGUGGGGGCGGGAUAUUUGGGGGAUUUUGUUUUGAAUAAUAUUGUUUCUAUUCUACCCCAUGACAUAAUUAAACACUAGAGCACAGGAACAUGGCAGAGAGGCCGAGGACCAGAGCCCCACCUAUCCUGCCCGCUUACAAUAGAGUAAUGUCAACCACCCUCACUGCCAACUGCAGCCCUCACUGCCCAUUAGCAGGCUCAGAAAGUAUCUGUGACCUCGCUGGUGUUGGCAGUGACCCCUUACCUCCUGAGCCGUACAGGCCCGGCCUGGUAAUGUGUGAGCUUAGCUGGUCUCAGCCUGUGGUUAGUGGGUUUGGUCAGAGAGUUGCCCUGCCUGACCCUAGGAAGAGGCUGAUCAAAAUAAUAAUAAUUGGGUCGCUCAAUCCACUAUUUGUGAGACAA